UUAAAUAACAUCUCUUCCAGGAAGCCAUAACAAAGUAUUAUUUUGGUGAGAAAGGAUUUUAUUGUAAUCAGUUUAACGUUUGGACUUUUAUUGUGAAGGCAGGUACAUACAGCUACCGGUAAAAAUACGCGCCUAACUCCAUAACAGUGGGGGGUGGAGUAUGAAUAGAGUUGGAUAGGUCAUGUAAACAUUGCUUUUAUAUUGGAGUAAGAACUGCGGAUAAAUUUAGCUGUCCGCCAACUUGAAUCGCAAGUUAAAAAUACUGUCGGUUGCCGUCAGGACUGCUAGCGUUAGUUCAGUAUCCUCAGCAGCAACUCCGUAGCGCUGUUCCCCACAACGAUCGAGCAGCAUGGAUCCCGAGGGAAGCCCACACAGCCCAGACGGCGAGACCGCCAAGCCAGACCAGAACCCCAAAUACCAGAGGAGUCUGAGGAGCCUCCAUGUGCUCGCCGCCAGGUUUGUCACGUUGCUGCAAGAAGCUGAAGGAGGAGUGCUGGACCUCAAAGAGGCUGUCAGGGUCUUGGCUGUCGGACAAAAAAGGCGAAUCUACGACAUCACGAAUGUGCUGGAGGGCAUUGGUCUGAUAAUGAAAAUAUCCAAGAGCAUUGUAAAGUGGAUGGGUACAAUGCCAGGAGAAAAUGCAUGCGAGUUAACCAACAGGCUGACACAGUUAAAGUCCGAGCUGGAAGACUUGGAGCAGAAGGAAUUUAUGUUGGACCAGCAGAGACUCUGGGUCGAACAGAGCAUCAGGAACAUAACAGAAGACUGCAGCAAUCUGACCUAUGUAAAUCAUGAAGAUAUCUGCAACUGCUUCAGUGGGUCUCAUGUCUCUUCAGGCCACACACUCUUGGCAGUACGAGCGCCAUCUGGCACACAGUUAGAUGUUCCCAUUCCCAAAGCUGUCCAGGACAGCCCAGCAAAGUACCAGAUCCAUCUUAAAAGUGUCCGUGGACCCAUAGAUGUCCUCCUUCUCAACAAACACUCUGCCAGCUCCGUUCCCGUCGUACUGCCUGUCCCACCGCCUGAAGAAAUUUUACGGGAUGCCAAGUUAGCCAUGUCCACUUCAGAUGCGACAGAAAGCAGUACUGCAACUUGUCAGGCUUCAGCUGAUACCAAACACUGCACUAAAUCAAGACAGACGGCCAUGGAGGACAUGCAGCCUCCUCACGCAUCGUCAUUCAUAAACACUGAGCCUAACAGAACUGACGCACCUAAAUUGCGAGAUUUAUCAAAGGAACUGAGACAUCUACUAGACCCAUCCAAAGAAAUAAUGAAUACAGAUCUAAUCACAAAGCUUAUGGCCUCUGAAGUUUUUUCUCCACUCCUCCGUCUAUCUCCACCCCCAUCUGAACAUGAAUACGUCUAUAAUCUGGAUGAGAGUGAAGGCCUCUGUGACCUCUUUGACAUCCCUGUGCUCAAUGUUUGACCAUGAACUCCUGUGUUAAGACUUCAAAAGUAAAGAUUUUCCUCCGGGAAAUAACAUGGUAGUCUGUUUUUUAAAUAGUUAUUUGAUUAUAACAAAUAAUAAACGGAUGAUUUCAAA
Molecule: messenger RNA, 1543 nt
Organism: Xiphias gladius (swordfish)
Lineage: Eukaryota; Metazoa; Chordata; Actinopteri; Istiophoriformes; Xiphiidae
Product: transcription factor E2F4-like
Exons: 10
Coding region: 350-1426 (358 amino acids)
Biological process (GO): regulation of transcription by RNA polymerase II
Cellular component (GO): RNA polymerase II transcription regulator complex
Molecular function (GO): protein dimerization activity; RNA polymerase II cis-regulatory region sequence-specific DNA binding; DNA-binding transcription factor activity, RNA polymerase II-specific
Source: RefSeq, a predicted model, not a curated record